This is a messenger RNA of Cydia fagiglandana, 536 nucleotides long. RefSeq names its product large ribosomal subunit protein eL31 (gene RpL31). Lineage: Eukaryota; Metazoa; Arthropoda; Insecta; Lepidoptera; Tortricidae. Gene Ontology annotation, biological process: cytoplasmic translation. Bases 145 to 519 code for a protein of 124 amino acids. Gene Ontology annotation, molecular function: structural constituent of ribosome. Gene Ontology annotation, cellular component: cytosolic large ribosomal subunit; ribosome. The record is from RefSeq and is a predicted model, not a curated record. The transcript is spliced from 3 exons.
AUUUUCAUAAUUAUGAGAUUUGGCUAAAAUACUAGCAUUUAAAUCGCCUAAUCAAAAAAAGAAUUAAUCAGUUCAGUGACAAAUUUUGACACUGACGUUUCUUUUCGUGUCGGUAUCCGAAGACGUGAACUAGUUCACAACACAAUGGCAAAACCUAAGGGAGAGAGGAAAGGCAAAUCCGCUAUUAACGAAGUAGUGACUCGUGAAUACACAGUCAACUUACACAAACGCCUUCAUGGAGUUGGUUUCAAGAGGCGCGCUCCUCGAGCCAUUAAGGAAAUUAGGAAGUUCGCCGAAAAACAAAUGGGAACUCCCGAUGUUCGUGUGGACACCCGUUUAAACAAAUACCUGUGGUCUAAGGGAGUCAAGAACGUCCCCUUCCGCGUGCGCGUCAGGCUGUCCCGCAGACGCAACGACGAUGAGGACUCGGCGCACAAGCUGUUCACGCUGGUGACCUACGUGCCCGUCGCCUCCAUCAAGGGUCUGCAGACAGAGAACGUGGACGCUAGCCAAGAAUAAAGAAUAGGUGUAACAUA